Molecule: messenger RNA, 903 nt
Organism: Malus domestica (apple)
Lineage: Eukaryota; Viridiplantae; Streptophyta; Magnoliopsida; Rosales; Rosaceae
Product: universal stress protein PHOS32
Source: RefSeq, a predicted model, not a curated record
UGGCUACUGGCUAGAGCCUUCAAGAACCUACUCCUCCUGCUGUAGCAUCCACAGGAAAGGACCAAUACCUAAGUAUUUAUAGAUAAGCCGGAUUAACCCAGAAAAAUAAAAAGAAAAGUUAAUCAUUGAGAGCGAGAGAGGAGGCGAGAUCGAUGGGGAAGGAACGCAGUGUAGGAAUAGGCAUGGAUUAUUCAGCAACAAGCAAAUUGGCCCUAAGAUGGGCAGUCGAUAAUCUCAUCGAAGAAGGAGAUCGCAUCGUAUUAAUCCACGUUGAGUCACCCAAAGCUGCAACAAGCAGGAAGCAGCUGUUUGAGAACUCUGGAUCACCUUUGAUUCCUUUGGAAGAACUUGUACUGGAGACUAACGUCUCAAAGCAGUAUGGACUUACUAAUGAUCCAGAGGUGCUUGAUAUUCUUGAUAAAGUUUCAAGAAGUAAAGGGGCCAAGGUUGUGGCCAAGGUGUACUGGGGAGAUGCAGGGGAGAAGUUGUGUGAUGCUGUGCUAGAUCUCAAGCUUGAUUCGCUUGUUGUUGGAAGCAGGGGAUUAGGCCUUAUCAAAAGGGUGCUGCUGGGCAGUGUUAGCAACUACGUGGUGACCAAUGCUUCAUGUCCAGUUACAGUUGUCAAGGGGGUGCAAUCAUCCAAACCAUAAAUCUCAAAGGAACUCCUUCAAAUAAUAACAAGUAGUUGUGAAUUAUAAUGUGUUGAAAUUCAAAGAAAUUAGGGCUUGGGGGUAUUUUGUGGGUUUUUUCUUCUUUCCUUUUCUUAAUUAUGCAAUGUUUUUAUUCUGUCAGCUAUGGAUUGAUGGGUAUUUGUUAUGAUAUGAUAUAUGCUCUUUGGCAAAGAUGUUCAUUUUUUCUUGUAAAAGCAAAUAUAUUCAAUUUAAUAUCUUCCAUUUUACUUUA